CAAAAAAACAACAAAAACCAAUUAAACCAUCGUGAAAAUUUGCAAAAUUCUCCCCGUAAAGUUGUUUAAAAUUCCUUUCAACUUGUCAAAAUCACAAAUUUCUGAUGCGCAUUUGCGAUCGCAACAACUUUUAGACAAAAAUGGUCGGUCUAUCGAACCAAAUAAGCGAAAAUGAAAACAUACACUUGGAUGGCCGUGUAAAAGUGCAAGGAUUUUACGGAACAAUAAAGUAUGUGGGCGCCGUCGAGAACCAUCCCGGGAUUUGGGUAGGCGUCGAAUGGGAUGACGUAUCACGCGGCAAGCACGAUGGCGUCGUCAAGGGCAUUCGCUACUUCCAAACGUCGCAUCCGUAUUCGGGCACACUGGUUCGCUUGGAGAAACUUCUCGGCGACUUUCAAACUCUCGAAGAGGCAAUCAUCGAUCGUUACUACGAAAAAGACGAAAUUGUCCUGGAUGAGAGUUUAAUCAAGGAAGCGCGUCAAUUUAUGCACGCCCCGCUGCUCGAAAUUGUCGGCAUGGACAAAAUUCGCCAAAAGCAAAGUCACUUGGAUGAACUUUGUGACGUUUCGGUUGCAGGAGCUCCAAUUAAUCGAUGCGGCGAUCUCACUCGUUUCCGUCAAAUCACAAAUUUGGAUUUGUCGUCAACUCUCAUCUCGAAUUGGGGCGUUGUCAUGCAAGUCGUCGAGCAACUGAAAAACUUGCAGUAUCUCGAUUUAUCGAAUAAUCGCAUUCGAGUGCCUGCCGAAGCAGAAAUUUCGGAAUUUGCGAGUGUCGCGAACAAAGUCAAAGGUAUUAAUUUACGAAACAAUGGAAUUACAAACUGGCAUGAAGUGCUAAAAAUCGCAAAAUUGUGGCCCAAUAUUGAAUUUUUGUCGUUGCAAGACAAUUCUGUGGGCAAAAUCGAGAAAUUUACAAAGGAAAAUGUCUUUCAAAAGUUGGAAAAGCUGGAUUUGCAAGGAAAUAAAUUGGAAAAUUUCGAAAAUAUCGUCAAUUUGGGACAUUUGAAGCAACUGAAGGAACUGCUUUUGAGCAACAACAACUUUACCGAAGUAAAAAUGCCGGAUUGUAACUACCAACAGAAACUCGAUAUUUUUGUGGCAUUGCAAAAAAUCAACUUACGCGACAAUUUCAUCAAAGAUGACAUCGCAUGCUUCAAUGAACUCGACAAAUUAGCAUCUCUCGAGAAUUUAUCGUACUCCACGAGCACCGGCGAACGUUACGAAGAUUGGUCUUACAAGGCAAUUGCUCUGAUAACGGGACUCAAAGUCCUAAACAAACGUCGAAUUGAGGACUCGGAUCGAAGAAAUGCGGAAAUUGACACUUGGAAGUUGCUUUUUGAGAAAUGGUUUGAACUGAGCGAUGACGAGAUCGGGCGUGAAAAAUUUCUGAACAAAUUUCGGGCAUAUCCAAAGUUGUUGCUAAAGUAUGGAACGCCUGAGAUGCAUAUCGUUGGGGCAGGAGCAAAGAAAAAAUCUGGCACAUACAAGAUUUUGUUGGAGCAUUUGGGAUCUGGGAAGAGAAUUGAGAGGAAAUUACCGUCAAAGAUGUCGAUUCAGGCGUUGUAUGGGCUCAUCAGUAAAUUAUUCGCGGGAGUUUUGGAUGGAAAUGAUUUUGGAUUGGAAGCAGUUGACCCGAGAUGCGAAAAUAUUAGAGUCCCGUUAGAUCCGUCGUCAAAAACUAUUGAUUAUUAUUCCAUUAAAGAAGGAGACACAAUAUUAAUUCACUAAUAAAACAGAAAAUCUGCUAAC
Messenger RNA from Culicoides brevitarsis, 1748 nucleotides. RefSeq names its product tubulin-specific chaperone E (gene Tbce). NCBI's taxonomy places the organism in Eukaryota, Metazoa, Arthropoda, Insecta, Diptera, Ceratopogonidae. The transcript has a single exon. Gene Ontology annotation, molecular function: protein binding. The coding region runs from base 141 to 1727 and encodes 528 amino acids. The record is from RefSeq and is a predicted model, not a curated record.